AUGGAGACGGAGCGCGGCGUGUCCGACGGUCCGACGACGCGGCAGAGGAAGCCCGAAUUGCUGGACGGAGGACUCGCAGGUGCCAAGGGAGGAAGGAUCAUAAAAAUAGGCACAACUCGCCGUCUCGCCAGCAGUGCCCAGCACAGGGGCGAGCACAGGCCGGCGUGGGCGCGCCGCGGCCAAUCACGGAAGCCCGCUGCCGCUGAGCCUGCAGCGUCGCUCCCACCGGCCCACCCCACUGUUCCCGACGGUUCCAGCUUGCUUCACCCGCCGCUAGGUGGCUUGCUUGGGCCACCCUUGGCUUGGGCCAGCGCUGUGCCUUCUCUGUUCGUCGACGUCGGCCGAGGAUACAAGGUGCCCACCGCCGACCAGCCCCCGGUCCAAGCCAGUCCCAUUCCACCCUCUCCUCUCCUCCGUCUCCUCUCCUCUCCUCAGCUCCCCCUAGACCUGCCCGCUGGCUCCUCGGAACACCUCCAGACCGCCUUGGCCGAUUCCUCUUCCUCUCCCGCACACCAACAUCACCUCGCAUCGCCAGAUACCCGAGCCGCUUCCAUCGCCCGACGCCGUCCCCGUCUCACCUCUCGAUCCUCUCUCCCACCACCUCGGACGCUCUCUGCGGCUCGCACCCAACCGCCGACGCGAGGACGCCGUCCCCCUCGAGCCGACGACGCCGCCGAGCCGAACGAGGCAGGGCACGGUGCGACCGACCGACGACCUCCUCCUACGUUUCGAACCACCCUCCAGCGCACGCGGCUGUGA
Molecule: messenger RNA, 759 nt
Organism: Drechmeria coniospora
Lineage: Eukaryota; Fungi; Ascomycota; Sordariomycetes; Hypocreales; Ophiocordycipitaceae
Exons: 3
Coding region: 1-759 (252 amino acids)
Source: RefSeq, a predicted model, not a curated record